GGCUGAAAUCCUAGAAAGGCCGGCAGGGGAGAGGGCGGAGAGAUUGCAGAGGGAAAAGCGACCUUUGUGGUUUCCGCUCCGGCAGCUCCUCGUCAGCGUCAGCGAAAGCCUCUCUUCAUACCCCAGUGAGAUCUGACCCUAUAGGAAAAGAAGAUGGGAGAGCAGGACCAAGGAGGACCUGGAUUUGGCAAGAGAAUGAGGAAGGACCCCCAUCCCAUCCAAGCUGGGAGCGUUGUUGCAUUCUGGGAGAGAGCUGUGCCAGAGGUCUGGGAUCAGGAGCCCCUGAACUCAGAACUACUUUGCCGACGCUUCUGGCAGUUCCUCUAUCGUGAUGCCGAUGGGCCCCGAGAGGUUUGCAGCCAGCUCCAUGGACUUUGUAGUCACUGGCUGAAGCCAGAGAGGCACUCCAAGAACCAGAUCCUGGACCUGGUUAUCCUAGAGCACUUCCUGACUGUCCUGCCCCAUGAAAUGCAGUGCUGGGUCAGAGGAUGUGGGCCGGAGACCAGUUCCCAAGCAGUGGCCCUGGCCGAGGGUUUCCUCCUGAGUCAGGCAGAGGAGAAGAGGCAGGCAGAACAGAAGUUGGGUCUAUCCCUGAAGAUGGAAGCUAAGUUGGAAAGAGCUCUGUUGGAGAAAUGGCAGCUGAGCCAGGCCCAGGAAUGUGCCCAAGACGCCCACUCACAUGGCAAUGAAGAGGCAGUGUUGAUCUGUUCUGUUUGUAGAGGUGUGGAAACAGCUGCUGCACCUCCAUUCCAGUCUCUGGUUUCCUUUGAGGAGGUGGCCGUGUAUUUCACCAAGGCAGAGUGGGCAUUGCUGGAUCCAGACCAAAGAGCUCUUUAUGAAGAUGUCAUGCAGGAGAACUAUGGGAGCGUGGCUUCUCUGGCAGCACAUGUAGAGGAGACGUUAGGGGUAUUCCAGGGGCCCUUUGUGGAAAAAGAAAAGGACGAAUUUUCUGAAGGAAAGUUUGAGGACAGAGACGAACUACUGAGGCAGGAGAGAAGCCACGCAGACAAGACAAGGGAUAAGCUCGUUCAAUCCCAAGGAGUUGGCUUCUGUCAAAUCCCAGCAUAUAUAGAGUGUGGUAUGAACUUCUCAGAUAAAAACCCAUACGAGAUUCAUUUGCAAAUGCACAAUGGAAAGAAGACCCAUCAAUGCUUGGAGUGUGGCAAGACUUUCCAUUGCAGAGUAGAGCUCCUUAGGCAUCAAGUGAAACACAAAGGAGAGAAACCUUAUAACUGCUCAGACUGUGGCAAAAACCCCUCACAAAAAUCAAAUCUUAUUCAACACCAAAGGACUCAUUCAGGAGACAAGCCACUAAUCUACUUAGAGAGGAGAAAGAUCUUCUGUGGUAAAAGAAAGGGUAAUGUACACAUCCCAAACAACAGUAUGCUGAGGACACACAAAUGCUUUUGGUGUGGAAAGUUCUUCAGCUGCAGAUCAAAGCUCCUUGGGCAUCAAAGAACUCACACAAAGGAGAGACCUUUUGAAUGCUCAGAAUGUGGAAAGAGAUUCAGUCAGAGUGGCACUCUUCGAAAGCAUCAAAGAACUCACACAAAGGAAAGACCUUUUGAAUGCUCAGAAUGUGAAAAGAGGUUCAGUAGUAGUAGUGAUCUUAAAAUGCAUCAAAGAACUCACACAAAGGAGAGACCUUUUGAAUGCUCAGAAUGUGGAAAGAGGUUCAGUAGCAGUAGCAAUCUUAGAAUGCAUCAAAGAACUCACACAAAGGAGAGACCUUUUGAAUGCUCAGAAUGUGGAAAGAGAUUCAGUCACAGUGGCACUCUUCAAAACCAUCUAAGAACUCACACAAAGGAGAGACCUUUUGAAUGCUCAGAAUGUGGAAAGAGGUUCAGUAGUAAUAGCAAUCUUAAAAUGCAUCAAAGAACUCACACAAAGGAGAGACCUUUUGAAUGCUCAAAGUGUGGAAAGAGGUUCAGUAGUAGUAGCAAUCUUAAAAUGCAUCAAAGCACUCACACAAAGGAGAGACCUUUUGAAUGCUCAGAGUGUGGGAAGAGAUUCAGUCAUAGGAGCACUCUUCAAAAUCAUCUAAGAACUCACACAAAAGAGAGACCUUUUGAAUGCUCAGAAUGUGGAAAGAGAUUCAGUCAUAGGAGCACUCUUCAAAAGCAUCUAAGAACUCAUACAAAGGAGAGGCCUUUUUCACUGCUCACAGUGUGGAAAGAGGUUCAGUAG
Molecule: messenger RNA, 2187 nt
Organism: Sphaerodactylus townsendi
Lineage: Eukaryota; Metazoa; Chordata; Lepidosauria; Squamata; Sphaerodactylidae
Product: zinc finger protein 436-like
Exons: 7
Coding region: 154-2187 (677 amino acids)
Biological process (GO): regulation of DNA-templated transcription
Source: RefSeq, a predicted model, not a curated record